Astrephomene gubernaculifera is the source of this 2415-nucleotide messenger RNA. The record is from the annotation of a GenBank genome assembly. Lineage: Eukaryota; Viridiplantae; Chlorophyta; Chlorophyceae; Chlamydomonadales; Astrephomenaceae.
GGUGAAACCCAUAUCGGUGUUAACGUGAAAAUAGGGAAUUGAUUGUCCCAAACUAGUCUUCGACAUUUCUCGUUCGACAGCGUUACGAUGGACUUCGCGACGUGGCUGCGAAGCCGUGGUGGCAAGGUGAAUCAAGAACUUGACCUGUUCUCUGUUCUGGAGAGUGGAGAUCGCGGCGUCGUCGCUCGCCGUCAGAUAGCGGAGGGCGAGCUUCUGCUUCUGCUCCCGAUAACAUGUGCUCUAUACAUUCCGACGAAUGAGGAGCUGGCCAAGAACCCCGCCGCCUUCCCGCCUGCCGUACACUACCUCCGGGAGCAGCAUCCCGGCCUCAGCCCCUUCCUGGCCACCAGCCUCGUGCUCAUGUCCGAGUUGGCUCGUGCAGCCACUGCUAGCUCGGAAGGAGGCGCAGCAGCGGCAGGAGCUGCAGCAGGGGGGGGCUCCGAGUGGGCUCCCUACCUUGCUACGCUGCCGGCUGACUGCCCGGACUGCCUGCUGUACUGGAGCAGCGAGGAGAAGGAGGAGCUGGCGGGCACCGCCAUCUCCGAGUCCGGACCCGACCCCGCCUCCGACGUGUUCCGCCGCCAUGUGGCACCCGUGCUCGCCGCCCGCCCCGACCUAUGGCCGGGACUGACGCAACAGCAGCAGCCGGCAGCGGCAGCGGGGGGCAAGGGUGUCAAGGCUGCUGCAGGUGGCGAGGAUCAGGGUGCGGGUCUGCGUGCCUUCCUGCGUGCCGCUGCGAUGGUACAGAGCCGCGCCUUCCACCUGGAGGCAGAGAACUGGGUUUCUGGAGCCAAGGAGGUGGUUUCGGAGCUGGAGGGCGGCGGCACGCAGGUGUUCCUGCUGCCGGGGAUUGACAUGAUCAACCACUCGCACAACCCCGUGCGCCGUAAUGCGCGGCUGGACCGCUUGAAUGUGGCGCAGGCGGCCGCGGCGGAGCUCCUGCCGGGCGGGGAGGGGGCAGAGGGGAAGGAGAAGGGGAAGGGGGCUGCUGUGGAGGCCUAUUUCGUGAUGCGCGCAGACAAGCCCAUCGCUGCGGGCGAGGAGGUGCUGCACACGUACGGCAACCUGUCGGACGCGCAGCUGCUGCAAACGUACGGCUUCCUAGACAGCCAGGACGACUUCCGUACGACAACAACUGCUGCUGCUACUGGAUCCAGCCAGGAGCCGGCUGAGGAGGGCAAGGGCAAGGGCAAGAAGGGCACCAAGAAGCAGGGGAAGGCGGCUGGAAAAGCAGGAGCUGCGGGUGCUGAUGCGGGUGCUGCUGCUGGCGGCGGUGGAUACCGCAACCUCUACAAUGCCGCGCUUGUUGCCUGGUCGGCGGUGGAGGAGGUGUGCAGCGGUCUGCUGCGGUCCAUGGACCAGAAGCCGCCUGCCUCCCUGCAGCGCGCCAAGCGGGACUUCCUGGCUGCUGCCGGCGUGCUGCAGCCCGCAGCGCCGCAGGACACGCAGUUCGUACUGCUUGCGCGGGAGCCGCUGCCGGACGAGCUGACCACUGCCGUACAGGUCCUGCUGAUGACCAAGGAGGAGUUCCAAGAGCUCAAACGAGAGUACGGCAGUGCGGAUGCGGGCACCUCCGCCGCCGCAGCAGCAGGAGCAGCCGGCAAGAAGGGCCAGAAGGCUUCUCAAGCCGCCGCCAAGAGCGGUAAAGGUGGCAAGGGAGGCGCAGCAGCGUCUGGAAGCGGCAAGGCGGAGGGCGCGGGGGCGGGCGGCAGCGGGGAUGCGAAGCUGCCGAAGCUGUCUCUGGGUACGGCGCUGUUGGAGGAGGACGAGGACUUUGCGGAGAUGGUUUGCAUCGCCACAUUGCAGGUCCUGGAGGCCAGCCUGGAUCGCUACCCCACCGCCGCCAAGGAGGAUGUCCGCAUGCUGCGCAGCGCGGACUGCACCGGACGCCAGCGCCUGGCUGUGCGGGUGCGGCUGGGCGAAAAGGACGUGCUGCAGCUCGCCAAGAAGGCGGUGGUGGAGCUCAUGCGCAAGCUGAGGGACGGACCGGCAGCAGGGAAAGACAAGGACGCCGACAUGGAGGAGAAGAGCGAUGAGGAGGAGGAAGCCGAGGAGUCUGAGGAUUCGGAGGAGGAGGGGAAGAAGCGGCGCGGGGGUGCCGAGUCGGGCGGCAAGCGUGCUGCCAAGAAGCAGCGACGGGGGCUGGGUGCAGCGGAAAGCGAGGAGGGCAGCGGCAGCGACGACGAGGACAGCGAGGAUGAGGAGGACGAGGACGAGGGCGAGGGCAGCAGCGAUGAUGAGGAGGAUGACGGGCUGUUGAUGGGCAGUGACGACAGCGAAAAGGUUGGGUACGGGGGGGAGGACUUCGACGACGGCAUCGGCGAGGCGCACGACCGCGGCAAGGCGCACGAGGCCCCCAAGGACGACUGAAGCGUCGCUCAGUUGUGGCGGUUGACGUGCGUGCGCUCUAGCCAA